AUGGCCCACCCACCUCGCGUUAGACAACAUGGGGCAGGCGCUAAGGAGGUCGAGUUCUGGCUUGACAGUGCUGCCAGCUCCUCUAGUGCAUCCAAGUUGGAAGCCAAGGGAGGUACAAAUGGGAAGGGCAAGGGUAAGGGAAAGGAAAAGGCUCAAGCAGAGCGUUCAGCAGCUUUUAGCUCUGGAAGGUACAUUAGUGUGUUUGAAUUUUUCAGAACAACAUAUAACCGAGUCCUGCAAUAUCCCCAGCUUCCGCUGAUCAACUACGGCAACCGGGAGAAUCCGAUGUAUCUCCCAGCAGAAGUCUGCGUUGUCUUCGCGGGUCAGCCCUCCAAGUCGAAGCUUGACGGCGCGGAUAUCGUUGAAGAUCUCACGCAUAAUAUGUGCUAUUUUUCCAGUCACGCGACCAAGGCUGUUAGUUUAUGCCCCUCGGCGUACUACGCUGAUCUCGCGAGCGCGCGAGAUGCUACUUGGCCCGCUUGUUCAAUUCGCCGUCACCAUCACGGUUUCAUACUCGCUGAGUUUCAUUGA
This is a messenger RNA of Metarhizium robertsii ARSEF 23, 531 nucleotides long. Its product is annotated as Argonaute/Dicer protein, PAZ. The coding region runs from base 1 to 531 and encodes 176 amino acids. Gene Ontology annotation, molecular function: RNA binding; protein binding. Lineage: Eukaryota; Fungi; Ascomycota; Sordariomycetes; Hypocreales; Clavicipitaceae. The record is from RefSeq and is a predicted model, not a curated record. The transcript has 2 exons.